GUGUGUGUGUGUGUGUGUGUGUGUGUGUGUGUGUGUGCAACGCGCAGUCUGAUAGGCCUACACCAAUCAUUCCUCCUGAUACCCGUAAUAAUGUAUAGUGUUAGAAUUUAUUGCUAUGUCAAAAAUAUCUAUCUAUUUAUCUACCUAUCCAGCAGCUAUCUAUGUUUAACUCUGUCUUUCUAUGUAUUUAUUUCUAUGUAGCCUAUCAGUAUAAUUUCAGGUUUGGUCGUAUUAGUAUAAUUAAGCAUAACACAGGUGAACAAUUAUGUAACCUCCCACUGCUGUGUUAAGCAGCCAACAUACAGUCUUGCCUAAAUCUCGUUCAGAGCGGACCUCGCACUCCAAAAAGUUAUCUGAAUAGAUGUUUUUGUUAAGUGUUGAAAGGCAGACCUAACCACGCAGAGGCGGAGACCGAGGUUUCAGCUACUAAAUUAUUAUAAAAGUUUUGUGCUGAGCCUGAUCGAGAUGCAAACAAAUUAAGUGUCCACGGAACGAUCGGCACGGCUGUUGUCUCGCUCAUUCACAGCCUCGGCCGCUUAAUGGGGGAUGCUGAUGUGGCAGUGAGCAGAUUCCUUUAGUGGGGACGAGGGAAUUUUUAAUGUAUGCAAGUUAUAGUCGAUAGAGGGAAGUUUAUGCACGAGUAGCCUACCUGUCGGUUAUAAACGCAUCGGUGGUGUUGUGGUGCUAUUAGAAAUAAAAAAUAGUACAAGAAACUAAAGUAAAAACGGAUCGCAGUACUAAUCAAUUCUCUCUCACAUGUGUAGAUAACUCCUGAGUAUACACUUCGGCGGUAUAAUGGAACAAAACACUCCAUACAGCAAUAACCGGACCCAGGGCAGUUCUAAGGCCCCGUACACUCACGACAUGGCGAGUGAUGGGUCGGACGAGGAUAACAGUUAUUACGGGACACAGUCAGUUGUCUGCAAAAUAAACUUGGAGCAGAAAUUACCGAUGGAGGGCGGCGAGAAGGGGGGCUGCGCUGACGAGGCGGAGGGACCCGACGGAGGAUGGGGCUGGGUGGUUGUUCUUGCGUGUUGCGUGCUACAGAUCAUCGCGGGGGCAGCCAGCGCAAACUUCGGCAUCCUGUUCUCGGAGUUCCUGAUCGGCCUCAACACGUCCUCGACCCUCACAGCCUGGAUCUACAACCUCGGCCUGGUGCUCUCCGCCUUCUGCUGCUACCUCGUGGACCCGCUCGUCGAGGAGUUCGGGUGGCGGGCGGCGUCCAUAGCGAUGGGCGUCAUGAUGUCCGUUGGCAUGUCCCUUUCUGCCUUCGCCACCUCCGCCUUUGAUUUAUUCUUCAGUUACUCCUUGCUGGCCAGCAUUCCCGUGGAGAUCAUCAUGACUGUGAGCCACGCCAUCGUGCCGCAAUAUUUCUCCCGCCGGAUGACCCUUGCCUGCAGCCUCACUUCCUGUGGCGGGUCUCUCAGCCUCCUCGUCAUGCCCAUCCUUCUGUCAUUCCUCCUUAAUGAGUAUGGCUUCAGCGGUGCCACACUCAUCAUGGGCGCCAUCACCCUCAACAUUUGCGCUGCCUCUAUGGUCUUCUACCCCGUUGAGUGGCAGAGCAAAGCAACAUGCCCGGCCAAGUCUGUCGCCCAGCAGAGUGUGGAGGACGGCAGCACCUGCUCACGCAUCUGCAGUUCUUUCAAAAGAGUAAUGAAAACUGCCCAGGGUAAUCUUUGGCUCUUUAGGUCAGUGCGAGCAGUCAUCAUCAACUCGAUUCUCACCAUAAACACGAUGGCGUUCUCCAACUUUUUGUAUCUGGUCCCAUUCGCCAUGGUGGACGAGGGACACAGCACCGAGGAGGCGGGCGUGGUUGUCUCAGUGGCUGGGUUUGCUCUGCUUGCCACGCGGUUCAUCUACCCGCCCAUCUUCAUCUACUUCAAGAUGCGGCACCAAGUCGGGGUCAAUAGCAGCUCUGUUAUCAUUGCCACGAGCAUAAUUGUAUUUGCAUGGACGCCUGGUCUCUGGGCCAAGACGAUAUCGAUGGCGGUGUUAGGGGUUGGAGUCGGCAUGUUCUUCACGUCCUACUGCCUGGUGGUAGUGGAGAUCCUUGGGCUACCCCUGCUCACAUCCAUGCUCAGUAUCAGCGGCGUGUUCAAGGGUGUCUUUGUCAUCAUCUUUGGGCCAUUUGUUGGAUGGAUGCGAGACAUUACCGACAGCUACCCAGUGUCCUUGAGUGUGCUGGGGAUAAUCCUGUUUGUUACCGCUGCCCUCUGGAUCUCCCUGCCGGCUGCCCGCAAGUUUGACCUCACCCAUGGGGACCAGAUGGCAAAUUACGAGCAGAUUCAGGAAAUUGAGAACAAGAAAAAGAAAGAGAAGAAAAACAAUAACGAGGAAUUUCCACUGUUGAAUGACGGUGUGCAAAGACCUUAUCUAGAUUCUGCCAAAUAGAUGUGCAUGUGUGUGCAUGUGUGUGUUUGUGUGUCCAUUCUUCAUGUUUAGAGAGAAGCUAGUGCAGCGUACAAGAGUACAGUGUAAACACGCUCCUUCAUUAUACAAGAUUGUUUUGAAUGGUUAGUUAAAGUAGAGCUUCUGAAAAUAUAAUCUUUAAUUUCAUCAACAAUAGACUAACUCAUUUUCAAUGGCAAAGAGAGUGAGAAAGACAAUAAGAAAUUUGAAGUUAUACAUUUUAGAUAAAAAUAUAUAUACACUUUCCCUGC
Messenger RNA from Eriocheir sinensis (Chinese mitten crab), 2660 nucleotides. Its product is annotated as monocarboxylate transporter 12-B-like. Bases 796 to 2391 code for a protein of 531 amino acids. Gene Ontology annotation, biological process: transmembrane transport; monocarboxylic acid transport. The record is from RefSeq and is a predicted model, not a curated record. Lineage: Eukaryota; Metazoa; Arthropoda; Malacostraca; Decapoda; Varunidae. The transcript has 5 exons. Gene Ontology annotation, molecular function: monocarboxylic acid transmembrane transporter activity.